Molecule: messenger RNA, 3232 nt
Organism: Lytechinus pictus (painted urchin)
Lineage: Eukaryota; Metazoa; Echinodermata; Echinoidea; Temnopleuroida; Toxopneustidae
Exons: 2
Coding region: 1-582 (193 amino acids)
Source: RefSeq, a predicted model, not a curated record
AUGGUAUUGAGUAAGAAUAUAAAGGUAGCUGUUUACACUUGCAGUGAUAGUGAAAAUGUAGAAGGUCUUAUCAAUGAAAUAAGAGAGAAAAUGGCAGAUCAUGUUGAAGAGGUUAAAUAUGUUCAGCUACCUUAUAACAUUAGUGAUAUGCAGAAGAUGAAACUGGAUAAGAAUUACUACAUGUUGCUCUGUCAUUCAAUCAACAACAGAAGAUUUUCAAUCACCAAUGUCACUGAUGCUCUUUAUGAUGACUUCCUGAAGAAAGCCAGGAAACAAUUAGGUCGCCAGAAGGUUGGAGUGAUCGCUUAUGAUUUUCCAUCUGAUGAACUCUCGUCUGAAAUCCUCGAAAGUAAGAUGGUAUCUUUUAAAAACACACAAGAAAGAACAUUCAGAAAGUCAAUUCUGCAGCUAAUCGGCGGGCAACUCUCAGAUUCUCCCGUAGAACUAAACAACAAUCAAUGGCAGGAGCUUGAAAAAUAUUUCAAACACAUAUUGAACAAUCCGAAGCCCAAGAAAGUGACAAGGGGGGCUACACCAUGUUUACUUUGUUCUUGUGCCCGGAGCACACAAACAGAACCGUGAAUUUCUCCCCGUCGCAAUAAACAAAUUCUGUUGGAAUAAUAUCAGAACUUGACUAGGCCUUUAAGUUAAUGGCAGUCACCAUAAUUAUGGUUAUCCGAAGAUAAUAUGCAUCUAGAGCGCUUAGAGACUUCUGACAAAGUAAGUAUUAAGCGCUAUAUAAGCAAGUAUAAUUAUUAUCUAUAUCCAAGGUAAAAUAGAAUUAUAAACUAAAGGACAAGAGAAAAGACAUAUUUCUGAUAUAUCCCUUUCACUUGUGAACUUCCUUGGAUAGGCCUACUGCCAAACUUCCAAAAUUAAUAAAAUGGUAAAAUUGGCAGGGUACAUUGCGAUGUUAUACUAAUUAACACAGGGAAGGAGGAAAGGGGGACACUGAUCUUGGAUCAUGAAAUUUAUGUGUAUUGUUCGUUUGUUUAUAUUUAUUUUCAUGUAAAAAAAAAUAGAUGAUCAAAUGUAACAAAUCGUCAAAUAAAAUAUGGAGGAUGGCCCAUUUCAGUGGCAUUAACAGAAUACCACUGUUCUUCCAUGGGGUCCUUUACAACGUAAAAAAUGCAUAUAAAACAAAUAUAUAGAAUUACAAAAAAAGAUAUACACAAUACUUAAUCGAUCACAUAACAAGAAAGAAAAUGAAAAUACAAUCAUCCCACCCAGCCCUAAAAAGAACACAACAUAUUUUAUUACAUAAAAUAACAUUUCAAACCAAAACUAUAUUACGGUUAAAAAAAUAUCCCAUUGUGAACCCCCCCCCCCCCCUUUAACCCACCCAUCUAACCAUUGAUUACCAAUUUAGUAUGUUAGUACACUGAUUACUGUCGUAUGACAGUGAAUAAGGGAUUGCAGAUUUCAAAUAUCAAUAUAGUAAAAAAAAAUAUAAACAUGUUUAUUGAAUAUAUUAAGCCGUGUCCAGCUGGCGUAGCUUGAGUGGUAGUUCAUUGUAUAACGCAGAUACACGAUAUAAGAAUGUACAUUUACAUUGAUUUGUUAUUGGUUUAGGAAGCAUUAGGUUCGAAUUAGAUCUUAGCCCGUAAUACCUUUCGCAAAAAAAUAAUUGUCAGUCAUAUAAUCGGGUGUUAAACUAUUGCCUAACCAUGUCUGCAUAAUCGGAAUGGGAUAAAAUCACUGAAGAAUAAAUUAAAUUGAGAAUUGACUCAUUGAUAAAAUAUCUCAGUCUCCUUAAAAAGCCAAUGAUUUUCCCGAACUUUUUGUUCAGUUGCUCUAUAUUCCAUUUAAGUUCAGGGUCCAAAUUUAAUCCAAGAUAAUUUAAACUUGUCAACUGAUUUAGUCCAGUUGAAUUUAACUUGAGACUUUCCUCCAACCAAGAUGCUCUUACUGGUUUCCAGGAGUAUCAUUUAUAUUUUCAUCUCUCUCUCUCUCCAUCUCUCUCAUUUUUUUCUUUUUUGUUAUUUACGCUCGAGAUGUCACCCUGAUCUACUUGUAUUCUAUUUACAAGAACAUUUCAGUACCCUGUAAAAAAUCUCUUAAUUAGUAGUUAACACUUAAUGUAUAUAAGUAGAAUUUAUUAUUUGUAAUCAUUCCUUGAUUUUUUCUUGUCUUUUUAUUAACAUGAUUUACUUGAUUCAUUUGGGUUCAAUAUACAUUUACGAAAAUUCACGUAUUGCUAGCUUACUUUGAUUAAGUUAAUCUAACUCCAAUUAGGCAAAGAUAAGUAUCACUUAUAAAAUCGUGUUGAAUAACUUGAAUGUACUGUUUCAAUUAUUAACGCCUUAUUUACUUACUUACCUACUUGGAUUUAUUUGGAUGUAGAGACAUAAAGCUGGAAGCUUAUUUGCCCCUCGUCACGUAGGGUUGUCUCUGGUUUGGUGAAUAUUUUAAUGAUUUAAAUAAUACCUGAAUAUUCAUUAAGAGCAAGCAAAUAUUACAUUUUUUAAAUAACUGUCAUACUUAUCUAUUUGUGUCUGAAAUGGUUUUGGAUUAGGGUGUGCAAAAUAUUUUAUUCUUUUGUUGAAUCAAAGAAAGAGCAACAUUGAACAGUCACUAAUCAGAAAAUUUCAGAUUUCUUGUUAGGUUUUCGGAAAAUGUUAAUGUUAUUCUCAAUAUUCUGUUUGUUAGGAUGAACCGGUCGCGUAUAAAUAUAAAUGUGAGUACCUCUCAUGUACAGGUAUAGUGACAAUGCAUAAAGUUUGAUAUUUGGAUAAAAGAUGUCUGAGAUUAAAAUGAUGUCACUGAAAGUGGGACGAUGGGGGAGCGGACUUUCGAAUCACGAAAGUCCACCCCAUUUGUUUUUGGGGGUGUUUUUCAGUGAUUGUUUUACUUAAUUGAAUCAACUUGUUCUAACUUAAUUUACUUGAGUAAUGGAUGCAAAUGAAAUAAGUAAAUUUUACUUAAAACUGCCAAACUUAUAAAUACUUGAAAAAAAAUGUGGCAAUUUUUGGCCUCAUUUUUUGGGGGGGUAAUUUCAAAUAUAUAUAUAUAUUUUACAAUGUAGGAGGCUGCACACUACAAGCUCCGUUUUUUAUCAACCUCCCCCAUUCCCAACAUCUUUGUAUCACAUUUUUAUGAUUAUAUAAUCUUGAUUAUAUAUAGUACGCAGAAAUUUUCUUUGUUUUAUCGCUUAUUUAUCAAGAUGUAUGAAAGAAAACAUAUUGUAAAUGUUGAUAAUGGAAAUAAAGGAAAAUAAAUGAAAUCCAUGAAA